Molecule: messenger RNA, 534 nt
Organism: Cercopithifilaria johnstoni
Lineage: Eukaryota; Metazoa; Nematoda; Chromadorea; Rhabditida; Onchocercidae
Source: the annotation of a GenBank genome assembly
AUGAUUUCAACUGGUAGUAAUAUCAAUGAUUAUUGUGCUAAAUGUUGUAAGCAACGCAUCACAUUCUUCAUAGCAUUCAAUCUUCAAGUUUUAUACUCAAUUUCUUACAGCAUCACAGUACAAUUAAUCAUUCUUUGGGAACCUAGUAAAGGACAGAUUAUUUCUGGCAAUUCCGAUGUUGGUAGCGGUUUUCGCAAUAAAAGCGCCAAUACCGUACGUUCAUUUAGAGUUGACAAUGAACUGAGUGCUAUUCAAAACGGCAUAUAUUGCGUGGUAAAGAACGGUAGAAUAUAUGUAAAUGGCAGAUAUAAACGUAAAAUGCAAGCAAAAGAUUAUUCAAAUUUGAAUCAAUACAAACAAGAUGUUGCAAAGUGGUCUGCAAGUCUUGCCGAUCAUAUACAAUUGAGUUUUCCAUGGGAUCCUAGAAAUCCGCAACACAAUGAAUUUCCGUGGAAUCCUGCAGCCUUUCCAGGUAAAAGGCGUCGACGAGCAGUGAUACCUUUUCCACCUUUGCCACGAUUUUGCUACGAGUAA